AUGCGGCGGCACAAGCGAUGGCCUUUGAGGCCUCUCGCCAGUGUUUUGGUUCGUCCACACUUGUUCUCCUCGGCGGCGGAGACAGUCGGUGCUUCAACGUCUACGGUGGCGGCUUUCCCGUUGAAGCACGUGAAGAGGUCAGACUUCGAGACGACGCUGACUGAGCUGCGUUCACACGUCAAGGCUGCUGAUUUCGUGGCGAUCGACCUAGAGAUGACUGGCGUGACUAGCGCUCCCUGGCGAGAUUCCUUGGAAUUCGACCGCUACGACGUCCGAUACCUCAAAGUCAAAGACUCCGCCGAGAAAUUCGCCGUCGUUCAGUUCGGCGUCUGCCCCUUUCGCUGGGAUUCUCACACUCAGACAUUCCUUUCUCACCCGCACAAUUUCUUUGUAUAUCCUCGUCAAGAGCUCGCAUUUGAUCCACCAGCUCAUGAAUUUCUCUGUCAGACGACAUCCAUGGAUUUCCUUGCAAAGUAUCAAUUUGAUUUCAACGCCUGCAUACACGAAGGAAUAUCUUAUUUGUCCAGACGACAAGAAGAAGAGGCGAGUAAGCGUUUGGAAAUGCUAUACGACGAGGAGGGCGUGGCUGAAACUGAGGAUGUAAAGUUGGUGCGACUAGCGGAUACUCUUUUCGCUGAGAGGAUGAAGAAAACGCUAAGUGAAUGGCGGUCUCAGCUGUUACAUGGUGGGAAUGCGUCGUCCUCUGAGUCUCAGAAGAUGUCAACCCAAAGCACUCAAACUGUGUUCCACCAUAUGCGUCCAGCUCUCCGUCUUCAGGGUUUCACUUCUCAUCAGCUCAGAGUUAUUCAACUGGUUUUAGGAAAGCAUUUUGGAGACCUUGUGUACAUACAUGCAAAUGAUGAUAAAAGUUCUUGUUCGCAAGACUUUGUUGUGUACACUGAUUCAGAAUCCGAUAAGGAUAAUCUCUUGGUAAGUAUUCUACAGAAGGAGGCAAAGGAUGAACGCAAGAGAGUGGCGGAAAGAAAAAUACAAUCUGCAGUUGGGUUCCGUCAAGUAAUUGAUCUGCUUUCUUCAGAAAAGAAGUUGAUCGUUGGUCACAAUUGUUUCCUGGAUAUUGCACAUGUAUACAGCAAAUUUGUGGGUCCUCUUCCUUGGACAGCUGAGGAAUUUGUCGCCUCCAUUAACAACCACUUUCCUUACAUUGUUGACACCAAAAUACUCUUGAACGUGAACCCAAUGUUGCAUCAGAGGAUGAAGAAGUCCAGUACAUCACUAUCCUCCGCCUUCUCCUCGUUGUGUCCACAAAUCGAGUCUUCUUCGAGAAGCUCUGACCCGUUCCUUGAGAAGCGUGUCAAGAUUGACGUCGAAGUAGACAAUGUUAGGUAUUCUAAUUGGAAUGCAGGUGGAAAACACGAAGCCGGUUAUGAUGCUUUCAUGACAGGUUGCAUCUUUGCACAGGCGUGUAGUCAUCUAGGGUUCGACUUCAAACAUGAUUCGCAAUCAGAGAACUUGGCACAGAACGAGAAACUUGAAAAGUACAUGAACCGUCUUUAUCUCAGCUGGACAAGAGGCGACAUCAUCGACCUUGGAACAGGCAACAGUAAUGCAGAGAACUGGCGAGUCUCAAAGUUUAAGUACGAGAACAUCGUCCUCAUCUGGAACUUCCCACGGAAACUCAAGGCUAGAGAGAUCAAAGAAUGCAUCUGCAAAGCCUUUGGCUCGACUUCCGUCACUUGUGUCUACCACAUUGACGACACUGCGGUUUUCGUCUUGUUCAAGAACUCGGAACUUGUUUCGGACUUCCUAACGCUCAAGCAGCAGCUGGAGUCAGAUGAUGGGCCUGUCACCAUCCUUCACCCACUCUCCAAGAUCCUUCAAGGAGGGAACACUGGAGCUGCAGAUUACGAAGCCUACAAAGAGAUUUGCAGCUCACACAUCUCUAAGAUCCUAUUCUCUGACCAAGCUGAAACAGUUGGUGUUAAAUCUAGAACAAGACCCGAACCCAAAGGUGAGACAAGCUCUGAGACUGAGAGAAGAGAGAACAGGGUCGGUGUGACUAACAAUGCAUCGGAUUUAAUCGAUGCUUUUUUGGCAAAUAGAGUUCAAGUCGAAGCUGCUAGGACCAAUUAA
This is a messenger RNA of Microthlaspi erraticum, 2091 nucleotides long. NCBI's taxonomy places the organism in Eukaryota, Viridiplantae, Streptophyta, Magnoliopsida, Brassicales, Brassicaceae. The record is from the annotation of a GenBank genome assembly.